GAUUGGAUGGUGAGAAAAGGAAAGAUUCCUGUGAGAAGAGAUCAGGAUGAACGGAGAGAUCUGUGCUUAAAGUUGGGCCAAGUGACAAUGAUCUCUUUGAAAGUAGAGAUCUGAGCAGAUGAAAAUACAAUCAGGAAAAUGCAACAUGGCAGCAGCAAUGGAAACAGAACAGCUGGGUGUUGAGAUAUUUGAAACUGCAGAGUGUGAGGAAGGAACUAUUGAAUCACAGGAUCGACCUAAACUGGAGCCGUUUUAUGUCGAACGAUAUUCUUGGAGUCAGCUUAAAAAGCUGCUUGCUGAUACCAGAAAAUAUCAUGGCUACAUGAUGGCUAAGGCACCUCAUGACUUUAUGUUUGUGAAGAGGACAGAUCCAGAUAGCCCUCACUCAGACAGGGUCUACUAUCUUGCCAUGUCUGGUGAGAACAGAGAAAAUACACUAUUUUAUUCUGAAAUCCCUAAAACCAUCAACAGAGCAGCAGUCUUAAUGCUUUCUUGGAAGCCUCUUUUGGACCUUUUUCAGGCGACACUAGACUAUGGGAUGUAUUCUCGAGAGGAAGAGCUCCUCAGAGAAAGGAAGCGAAUCGGAACCGUGGGAAUCGCAGCUUAUGAUUAUCACCCAGGAAGCGGGACAUUCCUGUUUCAAGCUGGUAGUGGAAUUUAUCAUAUCAAAGAUGGAGGCCCACACGGAUUUACGCAACAACCUUUACGACCCAAUUUAGUGGAAACUAGUUGUCCCAAUAUACGGAUGGAUCCAAAAUUAUGCCCUGCUGAUCCAGACUGGAUAGCUUUCAUCCACAGCAACGAUAUCUGGAUAUCGAACCUGGUAACCAGGGAAGAACGGAGGAUCACCUAUGUGCACAAUGAGCUAGCCAACAUGGAAGAGGAUCCCAGAUCAGCUGGAGUUGCUACCUUUGUUCUUCAAGAAGAAUUUGAUAGAUACUCAGGCUACUGGUGGUGUCCACAAGCUGAAAGAACUCCUAGUGGUGGUAAAAUUCUUAGAAUUCUCUAUGAAGAAAAUGAUGAAUCUGAGGUCGAAAUUAUUCAUGUUACAUCCCCCAUGUUGGAAACAAGAAGGGCAGAUUCAUUCCGCUAUCCUAAAACAGGCACAGCAAACCCAAAGGUCACUUUCAAGAUGUCAGAGAUACUUGUUGAUGCUGAAGGAGGGAUUAUAGAUGUCAUAGAUAAAGAACUGGUUCAACCUUUUGAGAUUCUGUUUGAAGGAGUCGAAUAUAUUGCCAGAGCUGGAUGGACUCCAGAGGGAAAAUAUGCCUGGUCCAUCCUACUAGAUCGUUCCCAGACUCACCUACAGAUAGUUCUGAUCUCCCCUGAGUUAUUCAUCCCAGUGGAAGAUGAUGCCAUGGACAGACAGAGACUCAUAGAGUCAGUGCCUGACUCUGUGACACCACUGAUCAUCUAUGAAGAAACAACAGACAUCUGGAUAAAUAUCCACGAUAUCUUUCAUGUUUUCCCUCAAACUCAUGAAGAUGAAAUAGAGUUUAUUUUUGCCUCUGAAUGCAAAACAGGUUUCCGUCAUUUGUAUAAAAUCAUAUCCAUUUUAAAGGAGAGCAAAUAUAAACGAUCCAGCGGUGGACUACCUGCCCCAAGUGAUUUCAAGUGUCCUAUCAAAGAAGAAAUAGCAAUUACCAGUGGUGAAUGGGAAGUUCUUGGCCGGCAUGGAUCUAAUAUCUGGAUUGAUGAAGUCAGAAAGCUGGUAUACUUUGAAGGCACCAAGGACUCUCCCUUGGAGCAUCACCUGUAUGUGACCAGUUAUGCAAACCCUGGCGAAGUGGUGAGGCUGACUGACCGAGGCUACUCACACUCCUGCUGCCUCAGCCAGCAUUGUGACUUCUUCAUAAGUAAGUAUAGCAACCAGAAGAAUCCACACUGUGUGUCCCUCUACAAACUCUCAAGUCCUGAAGAUGACCCAGUUCAUAAAACAAAGGAAUUUUGGGCCACCAUUUUGGAUUCAGCAGGUCCUCUUCCUGACUAUACCCCUCCAGAAAUAUUUUCUUUUGAAAGUACUACUGGAUUUACACUGUAUGGGAUGUUAUAUAAGCCUCAUGACCUACAACCUGGAAAGAAAUAUCCCACUGUGCUCUUCAUAUAUGGUGGUCCCCAGGUACAGCUGGUGAACAAUCGAUUUAAAGGAGUCAAGUAUUUCCGCCUGAACACCCUGGCCUCCCUCGGUUAUGUGGUUGUGGUGAUAGACAACAGGGGAUCCUGUCACCGAGGUCUUAAAUUUGAAGGCGCCUUUAAAUAUAAAAUGGGUCAAAUAGAAAUCGAUGAUCAAGUGGAAGGACUCCAGUACCUAGCGUCUCAGUAUGACUUCAUUGACUUGGAUCGUGUGGGCAUCCAUGGCUGGUCUUAUGGAGGCUAUCUUUCCCUGAUGGCAUUAAUGCAGAGAUCGGAUAUCUUCAGGGUUGCUAUUGCUGGGGCCCCAGUCACUCUGUGGAUCUUCUAUGAUACAGGAUACACGGAACGUUAUAUGGGCCACCCAGAUCAGAAUGAACAGGGCUAUUACUUAGGGUCUGUGGCCAUGCAAGCGGAGAAGUUCCCCUCAGAACCAAAUCGCUUACUCCUCUUACACGGGUUCUUGGAUGAGAAUGUUCAUUUUGCACACACCAGUAUAUUGCUGAGUUUUUUAGUGAGGGCUGGAAAGCCCUAUGACUUACAGAUCUACCCUCAGGAGAGGCACAGCAUCAGAGUCCCUGAGUCUGGAGAACAUUAUGAACUGCAUCUGUUGCACUACCUUCAGGAGAACCUUGGAUCACGCAUUGCUGCUCUCAAAGUGAUAUAACUCUGAUUUGUGAGAACUCGGGUGUACACUGUCUAACCAAAUGAGGAGGGUUAGUCAAUAGAGAAACCAGAGUUGAUGAUUGUACUUUGGUACCCGCCAUGUAAGAUCUACUUCUGAAAGUAAAUUUGGUGCCAUGCAGAAAUCUGCAGUUAAUGGAUAGUAAUCUAAUACCUUAACCAUGUACACAGAACUGAGUGACAUAUUUUCAAGAGAUUCAACAAUACCACGAGGAUACUGAAAGAAGCAAGGCAUCAGCACCACAUAUUCACACUAGCCUAUUUUCACAUAUACUAGCAGUAUAAGCCUCUUGGACUUAAUUAGUGGAUUUUACAGUAUAUUUCUGAGUUUGUUAAAAUAUGAUGAUAGUAGUGAUUGGUUUGGUUCAAUUCCAGGAUCUCUGACUAGUUAUGGAUUUGAUAGCACUUACGUCUAACUGAAUAGCUUAUGCUUCGUCACUUGGGGUGUAUCCAGCAUGUCAUGAACUAAUUACUAUUAAGCUUAUGACUUUCCCAGUCAUUAAUGAUUUUUCAAGGAUAACUUAGUGGCCUCCUAAAGAUACUUACUUGGGCUCUGACAAGUUUUUAACCAAUUUAAACAGCAUCUAGUAUAAGUACUUCUUUUUCUUUGAUGAUCUGAUGGACUGGGGUUUCCUUUCACAUAAAGGCAAGUAACUAUGUAGCAUGAGUUUAAUCACAAGUCUCAAGAUGUUGACAAUUACAGGCAAAAAAAAAAAAUUUUAUCAAAUUAUUUAAGAGUUUGAAAAUUAGCAGGCAAGGUUUGUUUUUUUUUUUUUUUCUCUCCUUUUAGGAACAGAAAAUGUACACAUUCAUUUGUAUUCUGAAAAUGUAAUGGUGUCCAUUUUCAUUUGGCCUUUCAUUACUAAAAUGGUCCAUAGUUUCCAGGAUGUAGAAGGGUUACAGUGGGAGUGGGGAGACCCUGGUGCAAGGAGUGACGGGGAGAGGAGGCAGCAAGGCUCUGCUUAAGAACUGAGCAGAAAUAGUUCUGCAGAAGCACUCAUGAGAAAACCCAGGUAAAUGUAAACUCCCUGAGUGCCUGGGAACCAGAACUAGGAAGUCAGGCUUUGCCAGCACAGCUACAUGGUCAGCAUUCGGAGGAGUACUUUUAUAAUUCUAGCUUUAUGUUAUUUUUCUUUUCAACUUUAGAAACCUUGCAAAUCUAAACUUCAAAUUUUUUGUUUGUUUGGUUGGUUGGUUUCUCAUGACAGGGUUUCUCUGUGUAGCUUUGGAGCCUGUCCUGGAACUUGCUCUGUAGACCAGGCUGGCCUUGAACUCACCGAGAUCCUCCUGCCUCUGCCUCUGAGUACUGAGAUUAAAGGUGGCGUGUGCUACCAUGACCCAGCUAACUUUUUAUUUGAAUGUAACUUAGAUAUUGCUAGCUUAAAAUGAAAAGUUUCCAGACCACUUCUUUGCCGUAAACUAAUCCCUGACAAACCAUGGCACACUCAGUGUUGAAGGCCUAUCAACAGUUUUUUAAUCGGCAUUCUCCUGGUUUAGCCUUCCUGCUUAACUAUGAAGGGAAUACAUGAGCUUUCAAGUGCUGGUUGGUGUGUGCCCUUUAGGGCCUUCCAGUAUUAGAUGGGUCCCACUGGAGCCAGGCACCUGUGGGUUUGACCCUUUUUAAUCACAAACUUCAGUAUUUAGGAAGUUAUAGUAAUUUUAAAAUCACUCCAAGAAAACUUACUCUGUUUCUUUCUCCCUGCCACAGCCGGUCCCUUCCCAAGAGCAGUCUGUGUUAGUGAGGAUGAUAGCAGUCGGAUCAGAGGUGGGCAGCUCAGGAAGCCAGGGAAUGACAGGUGACCAUGGGCUUCUGUCCUUGGGGAGGGAGGGCUGGUAUCUGCUGGCUGUGUAUUUAUGCUGUAUGAUAGAGUCCGCAUUUUUUCUUAUUGUCUAUUUUGACUUUCAUGCUUAUGACAUUUUCUCGUGCCAAAAUUUGUUUAUAUUUUUCAAAGUUAAAUUAAACUGAUUUGGGUAACUUUUCUUCCCCAACAAAGUAUUUCCCUCAUGACUUAAGUAUCUGUCUUGACUGUUGAGGGUGGUAUUGCUGCACCAGCUAGCCUCCAAAGGCUGCUUCUUACAUUCUAAGUAGGAGUGACAUUAAGUAGCUCUCAGCCACUCUUUUGAAGUCUCUCACCUUUAAUUUUGCUUAGUAAUAAGACAUUUCUUAUUUUAUGCAAACAAACCUUAGAAAACUUCACUUAUCGUAGAUUCUUCUUGCCUUCAUUCCUGCUGUCACAGGAAUGCAUUUAUAAUUAUGUCAUUUAAAUGUCAUCCUACUUCUCUAAGGGAGAAAGUGCUUUGCUCACUUGCACACAGGUGGCUUGACUGGGUUUGCUUGCCUACAGUGGUGUGGAAGACAUAGGUUAGUUGGAGCAAUCAGAAGCCACUCUAGAACUGUCUGUCCUCUAACUGUGGGUGUAAAUGAGAAAGGCAAGAGUCCAUGAAACUCAAAGUUUGAUGAGAGCCAGAAAGCACUCCUUACACAUCUAAGUGGGGUUUUCACAGGCUUAGUGACAGGUGCACUCAGCAGCUGGUAGAGCUAUCAGCAUUCAGAGCGGCAGGAUUCUGAGGUUCAUCCAGGACCCUGAGCUCAAGAAAUGAAAGUCUUGAACCUGCUCACACAGGCAUGAGCUACAUCAGUGUGGGUUGAGACCAGGAGCAUGUAUUGUGACACAGUUGCUUCUAGUCAGGUCCUGGGUGCUUCUAGUCAGGUCACUGUAGACUGCUUUAAGAAACUGUCCGGUAAAGAUUGGAGUUGGAGUCAGAGAGUGGGUGACUUUUACGUUGGAUGAUUGUUAAGAACCCAAAACAGUAGUCAAGAAAACUGCUCAUCUGUGGUAACUGUUGACCUCUUCUUGCAGAAGCAGGAGCAAGUAACUCUUUAUCUGGGGGAUAAUGGGUUUUCUCCUACUCCUGCCUCUCCCAAAGCCUCACACAGGAAGAUGCAGUCACGAUGCACGUCUGGCCCUUACAGCUGUGAACCACAAGGGGGGGUGUGCUUUCAUUCAGGUGUUUCCUGCCUUUGCCACAGGGUUCUCUCUGCAGGUGGGAUGAUUCCAGUCAGAGCCCGCAUUGUUACAGAACCAUAAAUUUUCCAGCUGGAUCAAAUCCUUAACGUAACCCAGUGUUCUCUUUCACUAGGGGAAAAGACUGUGUUCUAGAGAGAAAAACACACCCAAGACCCCACAGUCGGUUAGUACUCAGAACCAGGCUCCACCCUUGCCCUGCCACGAUGUAGUUAUGUAAUUAAGAAAGGCAGGGUUUUUUUUAAUGUUUGUUUUAGUUUUUUUGGUUUUUCAAGACAGGGUUUCUCUGUAUUGCUUUGGAGCCUAUCCCGGCACUCACUCUGUAGGCCAGGCUGGCCUCAAACUCACAGAGAUCCGCCUGCCUCUGCCUCUGCCGGGAUUAAAGGCUUGGGCCACCACUGCCCAACAAAGGCAGGGUUUUUAAAGAAGUAUUUAUUAAUAUAUUCCUAUAAAACAUUUUAAAGGAAAUCACAUAAAAAUGGUUCAUUUUACCUAAGACAACGCUAAGCAUGCUUAUUAACAAAGCAGUACUUCUGAUGAGUCUGUGACAUUCUGAAGUUAACUAAAAUCAUUACACUAAAUGUCUUCCUUGGUGUCAUGGGAGAUAGGGACACAGAGUGCUUGCACAGGCCAAGGAGCCCAUCUUACAGCUACUUGAUGUGAGACAAGAGCCUUGGCCUGGUCUAAACCACGUAAUGUGAGAUCGUCCUCUCCCGGCAGAUGGAAGGGAAUUGGAAACGACCCCAACUGUGCCCUUCCAGCCCCACCCCUUCUCUCAUCUGCCCUCCCCACCGCUAGUGCAAGGAAGGUGCUCAGUUUGGAUGGUUGUUCCAGAAGUCCCUUGUAGACACUGUUUGGUUUUAAGUAACCCUAAUACAAAUUGAUGUUGUUUUCAGGAAAAUUGGAAUGGGGGGGGUCUUUAAUUUUAGCACAUAAAGUGCCUGCUGUUUCAGCGCUGACCUGUACAUGAUCUGCAUGUCUCCAGUAAGCAUAUGGGUCUCCUCAUUUUCAGCCCCAUGGCUUUUAAUCGUGUGAUGUGAAGCAUUUUAGUUUUGCUGCAUUUUAUUACAGGUUCUUGGUUGCAAUAAAGAUGCUGCUGAAAUGAA
Messenger RNA from Cricetulus griseus (Chinese hamster), 6946 nucleotides. The record is from RefSeq and is a predicted model, not a curated record. Lineage: Eukaryota; Metazoa; Chordata; Mammalia; Rodentia; Cricetidae.